Rattus norvegicus (Norway rat) is the source of this 861-nucleotide messenger RNA. The record is from RefSeq and is a predicted model, not a curated record. Lineage: Eukaryota; Metazoa; Chordata; Mammalia; Rodentia; Muridae.
AUGGGCGUGCCACCUCCCUGGGUAGGGACUGGCCUGGUAUAAAUUUCUCUGACUCUGGUGGCAGGCUGCAUCUGAUCAAGCUCCAGUCACACCAUAGGCAGCAGGGUCUCAGGAAGGGCCAUGGCAAAGGGAGCAACCAGCAAGUGCAAUCAUUCUCUCACUCUGAGCCUUUUGGUUCUGCUGAACUCUCUGGGCACCAUGCAGGUAGAUGGUAAUCACACCUUGCGGGUCACUGUACAAUCUCAAUAUAAUCAAGGAGAAUUCAUGGAUGGAUGCUGGGCCUUCAUGAUUGAUAGACAGUAUCCCUUCUACUUUUAUCCAAAAAAUAUGACCUGGAGAGAAAAUCAGCCUAAUGCUAUCAAGACCAUGAGUCAAUGGGAGAAUAACAGGGAACUAUUCCAAAGUCUCAAGUUCCUCUCCACGGGAGAUUUCAGUCUGUGCCUCAAGAAAUUGUUGACAGACUCCAGAGAAUUGACAAGAUCGACAAUAAAGGCACCAGAUACCACCCAACCUACAUCUACCACCCAGAGUCCAUCUACAGGGAAUAGCACCCCAGCCAUGUCUUCCAACCAGAGUUCAUCUACAGGGAAUAGCACCCAACCUACAUCUACGACUGAUUAUCUAAUUAUAUUUGAGUUUACAGCAAUCUUCCUUGCAUUGAUCGUGGUUUCUAUGGAAAAAAAAAGGUGCUUCCUGCUGCUCCCCUUCCUCUUUAGUAUGAACUUCAGUCCCCAUCACCAGCUGUAUGGGAUGAAUCUUGAACAUAUUUCUGUGGCUUCUCCAGCAAAGGAACAUAUUUCUCAUGACAUCUCAGAAAACCUUGCUGCUGACUUUGAACCAGAUUGCCAUUCUGUGAUCUAA